CCUCACUUCCGCACUCUUCCCACACUCUCGAGAGCCAGCGCGAGCUCCCAGCAGCGCACGAGCUGAGCCUGAGAGAGCCACCAACAGGAAUAGGAGCAGGAUGGCGUCCACCGCCUCAUCCUUCCUCGUUGUCUUCCUGCUCGUGGCGGCGGCCGCGACGACGCCGGCGCGGUCCUGCGCGCCGAGCGACCUGCACGCGCUGCUGAGCGUGAAGGCGGCGCUGGGCAACCCGGCGACGCUGUCGUCGUGGAGCCCGUCGUCGCCCAACUGCUGCGCGUGGGACCACCUCCGGUGCGACGACGCCGGGCGCGUGAACAACGUCUUCAUCGACGGCGCCGACGAUGUGCACGGCCAGAUCCCGUCCGCGGUGGGCGGGCUGUCGGCGCUCAUGUCGCUGUCCCUGUUCCGCCUGCCGGGGCUCACGGGCACCAUCCCGCCCUGCCUCACCGCGCUCUCCAACCUGCAGUUCCUCACCAUCUCCCACACCAACGUAUCGGGCCCCAUCCCUGAGGCCCUGGCGCGGCUCCGCAGCCUCGACUCGGUGGACCUCUCCAACAACAAGCUGUGCGGCGGCAUCCCGGCGGCGUUCGCCGACCUGCCCAACCUCCGGUCGCUGGACCUCCGGCACAACCAGCUGACGGGCCCCAUCCCGGCGGGGCUCGUGCAGGGGCAGUUCCGGUCGCUGAUCCUGUCCUACAACCAGCUGAGCGGGCCGAUCCCGCGCGACGACGCGCAGGACGAGAUCAACACCGUGGACCUCUCCCACAACAAGCUCACCGGCGACCCCUCCCACCUCUUCGUCCCCGGCCGGCCCAUCGGCAAGGUGGACCUGUCGUGGAACUACCUCGACUUCGACCUCAGCAAGCUGGUGUUCCCGCCGGAGCUCACGUACCUGGACCUCUCCCACAACCGCAUCCGGGGCACCGUGCCGGCGUCGCUGGAGCGCCUCUCCACGCUGCAGAAGCUGGACCUCAGCUACAACAACCUGUGCGGGCCGCUCCCCAGGGGUCACGGCGUGAUCAAGCACGGGUGCAAACCGUACGCGCACAACGAGUGCCACCACGGGACCCCGCUCGCCGGGUGCCAGGACCUGUCGUGAGCGCGCCCGCCGCCGCCGGAUCGAGCGGGGGGCUCCGUCUCCCUCGGCGUCCGUGUGCUCGCUGGCCGGUGCUCUUCGCGUCCCGUACGUGGUGGUCGUGGUAAAGCACGACGGUGCUUGGUGUUUAGCUAUAGACAAAGAGGUGCUGCGUGGCGGUAAUACCGAUGCGCGCGGCUGUGACCUUGAGCUGUUAAAGCGUGUACGUACGAAAACGACAGCUGUGUACGUGUAUUGUACUGUACUGGAGCGUGUUAUGUACCGUGUAUUUGGUAUGGAUCCGAUCGGCCUAAUGUAUCAAAGGAAUGUUACUAAAUGGUAAUUAUGAUUGCCUUU
Messenger RNA from Setaria italica (foxtail millet), 1432 nucleotides. RefSeq names its product polygalacturonase inhibitor 1. The record is from RefSeq and is a predicted model, not a curated record. Lineage: Eukaryota; Viridiplantae; Streptophyta; Magnoliopsida; Poales; Poaceae. Gene Ontology annotation, molecular function: protein binding. The coding region runs from base 101 to 1099 and encodes 332 amino acids. The transcript has a single exon.